Fusarium proliferatum ET1 is the source of this 252-nucleotide messenger RNA. RefSeq lists its product as uncharacterized. The transcript is spliced from 2 exons. The record is from RefSeq and is a predicted model, not a curated record. The coding region runs from base 1 to 252 and encodes 83 amino acids. Lineage: Eukaryota; Fungi; Ascomycota; Sordariomycetes; Hypocreales; Nectriaceae. Gene Ontology annotation, molecular function: oxidoreductase activity, acting on CH-OH group of donors.
AUGGGCACUGAUGGCCGCAAGGAAGGUUCAGCUGUUGUUGACACCAAUGUCAAGGUCUAUGGAAUGGACAACCUCUUCGUUGCCGAUGUUGGCAUCCAUCCCGAUCUUGCUACUGGUGAUGUCGAGGCUAUUGUCACCGUUGCGGCCGAGGUCACAGUCGCUAAGAUCCUCGCCUGUCAAACAACCUUUCCGAAGUCUUCGACUAUCAGGGACAUACUAUAUAUUACAGUGACAGUGAAAUCCUGCAUUUAG